Molecule: messenger RNA, 2462 nt
Organism: Macrosteles quadrilineatus (aster leafhopper)
Lineage: Eukaryota; Metazoa; Arthropoda; Insecta; Hemiptera; Cicadellidae
Exons: 13
Coding region: 182-2443 (753 amino acids)
Source: RefSeq, a predicted model, not a curated record
ACGAUUUGAAAAUGUUGCAACAGUCAAAACCUCUUCUUCUUGAUCACGGAUAAAAAUAUUUGUCGCUUAAUAACUUCAUAGUUAUCCACUACUUUUUUUAGGACAUUUAAUUAGAAUAAUAUAAUUAUUCCAUUGUAAUCUUCAAUGGAAGUAUUAUAAUGAUCAAAAAGAAGAGGUAGAGAUGAGUGUCAUGAAAUGGAAGCCAUCAAAAGAUAAGGCAACAGAAGAGUUCACAAACAAUUGUAAACUAAUCUAUGGAUUAAGCACCAGGCUGAGAGCAAGACUUGGAAACAUACUAAAGAGUGAUCCAAGUAACUGGCAGGAUUUGGAAUCGAUAUCAAAGGAACUACCACACAUGAUGACACUAUACCGCAGUGUAUUGUCAGGCCCAGACACGUCUAGUCAUGUCCUCAACUUCCGUUGCGAGUUCUGGCAAGCAAAAACAUGGCAUCAACGGUUGGCAACAUUGUACCUCAUCAACCAAGUUGUCACCCUGGUUCUAGUGCACUGUGUUGAGGAUCCAACUCAUCAAAAUAGUGUGAUCACACUGGUAACAUUUUUCAAUGAUCUCCUGAACCUGAACCUGAACCUGACUUCUAAGCCAAGAGGAAUCACCGUCGUCAAAAAUACUUGCCCAUCUCUUUUGCAACCACUUAGACGUCUCUCCAUUACCAAAAUUCUACAGAUCCUGGCCCAGGGGCGAGCUGAGCAGUGUGGCCACUUGCUAGUGAAUGUGUUGUUGGAUCUUUAUCUUGACACCAACAGAGGAGUGAGCCCAGCAGACAGCGGAGACCCUGACACGGAGCCACUUCUCUCCGAUGAAGACCUUCCAUCCUCUGACAAUUCCAGCAUGGAAAUAUACAGGACUCUGACUCGCUACAUGACACCACCGCAAGGUGGCGAGUCUGAACUACUGUAUGGUGAGCCUGAUGACACAACGCCUUUGGUCUCCUCUGAUGUAGCAAUGUUGGACGGUCUGUUGUACUCUGAAGACAAGCGUCUCACCCCUCUACUCACCGCUAUAUCAGUGUCUGCAUCCUCUUUACUGGGCCCUCACGCCAUCAAACAGUCCAAACAAACUGGUGACAUGAAGGUACGUAGAAGAGUGAGACUCAAAGUACUGGAGUAUUACUCGCAGGUGCUGUGGGGAGAAGUAGGUGCCUUCUUAGACCAUGUCUUGUUGUGGUGGGGUUUUCGUCCACUGGGUACACAAACUUGCCAUCACUUCCGCUCGUGGCUUCACACAUUUAUGCAAACAGUUACAUUGCCAGACAUGAUGAGGCCAGCGUUGCAUAGUCUACAGGACUCACUGUGCUGCCAUGUCACUUCUACGUCUUGGGAUCAACUGUUUCGUAGAGCUCUGGUAGCAGCCAGUACUCAGCACAGCAGGCAUAUUGUGCAUAAUGUGGAACAGGGCACAUAUACAGGCAAGCUGUUCUCCGAGCUGUUCUCAGACCUGAUGCUGCUCAGUAACAGUUGCGAGGGUCCCAACUGGACUGUGCAAGACUUGGAGGAGUUACCAGUGGUGGAGCAGAUCCCUGUACUGCAUAGACUCGACCACUCCAUACACACGGUGCGACUGUGGGUACAGAGUCGUGCCAAGCAACUCUCCAACCCCUGGAACAUGGAUCAGUUCUUCCGUGUCACCCAAUCAGACAUCAAUACAUGUCUGCGAGACCUCUCUCAGCUCAAGUUUUCUAACCAAGUGGAUAUUCUCAAUGCAGAAUGUAGUGUUCAUGUAGUCGUCUGUGUCAAAAUGCGUGCCAAACUUGUCUCUGAAGUAAAAGCAAAUUUAGAAAAGCUUCAGAACAUGUCUACAGUUGUAUUAGAUAUUCUGGCAUCUGUCUGCCGCACAGUCAGUCUUGCCAACCUACACAUGAUGUUCCCUGAUCCUCACUACUGGCGGCAGCGGCUUGAUGAAAUGCCACAGUUUGCCAGCAAUUAUGUUGAAGACUACUUAGAGGAGGUGCUGAGGCCAGUGUUGUCUGCCACCACCCACCUUCCCCUCAGUGUCCAACAGAGAGUCAGUGGAAUGGUGCUCAACAUCAUGUGUGAGGCAUGGCUUGACCACAUCUACGCUCACCAAAUCAAAUUCAGUGAGUGGGGAGCACUGCAGCUGCUGACAGACUUUGGCGCAGUGCCGACGUGGCUGCUGGAGCGAGUGAGCCUCUCAGGAGAGCUGCGGAAACAUUUGCUCAACACAGAGGUGCUGCGGCGCUGUGAGGGUGUCGGGAGACUGUUGCUGCGGCGACCUGGAGAACGAAUCCCCAUGACAAUUGCUCCCUCCCGCAAGAAACACGACUCGGAUGACAGCCCUGCACGCACACCGGAGCUGAUGCCAGCUGAGAUGUACGUACCUAACCAAGAGCAGUGGCUGCAGCUACGAGCACCAAGAAAAGGUAGAGCAUUGACACUCUGCUGCACACACCUCCUUACUGCGUGAACAAUAAACUAUUUUUUAU